AUGAUAUAAGAUUGGUAACAAUCAAAUCAAAAUAAUACUACUGCACCUUUGAAGAAGCAUAUUACACCAAAAUAUACCCUCUCUGCUAUUGAUGAUGAUAUUUUGUCUUAUUCAACUAGAAGUCAUUCUUACUUCUAAAACACUAAUGAUUCUCUUCAGGAUAUUUAAGACCCUAUCUUGAAAAGUCUAAUGAAAGAAGUUAUAAAAGAAAAUGAUCUUUAAAAUUUUAGGAGAUCGCACAUCAAAAAGAGUCAAAAGUAACGAGCUUCUUUUAUAGAGAUUAUUGGCUCUAAGAUCCUAGAAAAUAACACGAUACAGGGAAUCAUCAAUAAAGUUGUAAGCAGGAAAGAUGAGUUUACUAUAAAUCUAUAGAUUAAAGAUGAAUUUUUUACUUUUUGUGGCUCUGACGACAAUUUAUUUGAGUCUUAACCGAACUCUAUAGAAAUAAAAGAUUUUGACGGUGAUUUAUUUUUACUGGACAAUUCUGAAAGUAUUGUAUUUCAUGAAAUAGAAGAUCAAGAAGUUAAAUAAGAAGAAAAAGCAGGUGUUUUAAAUAAAAAUAAUGCUAUUAAACAAACUCACUAACGGCAAUUUAGCAAGUUUUUAGAUGAUGACGAUAGUUGA
Stylonychia lemnae is the source of this 624-nucleotide messenger RNA. The record is from the annotation of a GenBank genome assembly. NCBI's taxonomy places the organism in Eukaryota, Ciliophora, Spirotrichea, Sporadotrichida, Oxytrichidae.